CUCGCCUUGCAGGUAGGAGCCCGCAGGCACAAGACUCCUCCUCCUCCUCCUCCUCUACCUCUUCCUCCUCCUUCCUCUCGUCCUCCCUCCUGGGAUUAACAGAAACCUGUGGAGCUGCCACCCCCCCGGAGUUCACCUCCCAUGCCCCUUGCCCAGCAGCAGCAGCAGCAUGAAGAAAUCCUCUUACUCAGGGAUCACGAGGCGCUCCGGCGGAUCCCUUCGGAGCCUCGGGGACAUGACAGGACAAGCCCUGAAGAGGUCCUUUGAGGUCGAGGAGGUCGAGGCCCCCAACUCGUCCAGCCUGCCGCGGCGGCCCCAGCCCCCCCUGCUGCGCACGGCCGUCGCCAGCUCCACGCACAAGUUCCAGGACCCGGGCGCCAAGCCCCCCGCCGAGCCCCUCGGCCGCCAUGUGGACGUCCCCCAUCAGAGGUCCCCCAAGGCUGCGCUGAGGCGGGUGGAGCCCCCCGGGCCCAAGGCCGCCGAGCCCGUGUCCCGGCGGACAGAGAUCUCCAUCGACAUCUCCUCCAAGCAGGUGGAGGGCGCCGGCGGCGCUGGCCUGUCCCGCUUCGGCCUCAAGCGCGCCGAGGCGCCGGGACACCGGACGCCGGAGCCGCCUCCCCGCAGGACGGAGAUCACCCUCGUCAAGGCUGCGGAGCCGCCGGGCCCGCGCAGGGUGGACGCCCCGGCCUCCAAGAUCCCCGAGCCCCUGGCCCUGUCGCGCAAGCCCGAGGCUGCCGACGGGGCCGCCAGGAGGGCCGAGGCCCCGGCCCCGGCCCUGAAGCCGUCACCCCCGCCGCCGGAGGGCCCCGCCCCGCCCGGACGGACGGCGGAGAACUCGGACCCCGGCCCUACCGUGCCAUCUCAGCCCGAACCCAAGCCCCAGGCGCCCGUGGAGCCCGAGGCGCUGCCCAGGCGUCACGAGGCGGCCGAGGCAGCGCCCAGCUACGUGAGCAGCAUGGCAGACACCCCCAGAGAUGCCGGCCCCAAGCAGGCCCCCCCGGUGCGCACCGAGAAAACCACCCUGGACUUCGGCUACGUGGGGAUCGACGCCAUCCUGGAGCAGAUGAGGAGGAAAGCCAUGAAGCAGGGGUUCGAAUUCAACAUCAUGGUGGUCGGGCAGAGCGGCCUGGGGAAGUCCACGCUGAUCAACACCCUGUUCAAGUCCAAAGUCAGCCGGAAGUCGGUGCAGCCCUCGCCCGAGGAGCGGAUCCCCAAAACGAUCGAGAUCAAGUCCAUCACCCAUGAUAUCGAGGAGAAGGGCGUCCGCAUGAAGCUGACGGUGAUUGACACGCCGGGGUUUGGGGACCACAUCAACAAUGAGAACUGCUGGCAGCCAAUCAUGCGGUUCAUCAACGACCAGUACGAGAAAUACCUGCAGGAGGAGAUCAACAUCAACCGGAAGAAGAGGAUCCCGGACACCCGGGUCCACUGCUGCCUCUACUUCAUCCCAGCCACCGGCCACUCACUGCGGCCGCUGGACAUCGAGUUCAUGAGGCGCCUGAGCAAAGUGGUCAACAUCGUGCCGGUGAUCGCCAAAGCCGACACGCUGACGCUGGAGGAGAGGGACUACUUCAAACAGCGGAUCACGGCGGAUCUGCUGUCCAACGGCAUCGACGUGUACCCCCAGAAGGAGUUCGAUGAGGACUCGGAGGACAGGAUAGUGAACGAGAAAUUCAGGGAGAUGAUCCCGUUUGCGGUGGUCGGCAGUGACCACGAGUACCAGGUGAACGGGAAGAGGGUUCUCGGCAGGAAGACCAAAUGGGGCACCAUCGAAGUUGAAAAUACAACACACUGUGAGUUUGCCUACCUGCGGGACCUCCUCAUCAGGACACACAUGCAGAACAUUAAGGACAUCACCAGUAGCAUCCACUUCGAAGCCUACCGGGUCAAGCGUCUGAACGAAAGCAACAGCGGCAGCGGCGGCGCGCUUUCCAACGGCGUGGAAGGGAAGAUGGUGGCCCACGAGAUGUAGAAGCCCCCCCCCCCCGUCCCAUCUUCCGUGAUUCCCCCCGCCCCUCCCCACCCCAUCCCACUCCUUCCACGCUGCCAAUGUUCCCUUGACCAAAUGACAAGACCCCACGUCCCAUCGUGGAGUGAUAGUUAAGCCCACGGCGGGCACCUGCUGGUGCUCCCCCGCCCCUGGGCCCAGGCUAGGGGACAGGGGAGCGGGCUCAGGGUCCGUCCGCCUGGCCCGGGCUGCCUGAACCCACCGGCCCUGGGGCGCCCAGACCUCUCGGAGGGACCCCCUCGCCUGCUCUCCCCCCACCCCACCAGCUCAUUUCAAAGCCCACUUCUCCCCCACACCCCCUCCCCGCUUUCCGCUCCGUGACCAAGGGGGUCGGGGGUGGGACUGUCCGUCCUGGCCGUUGCUCGUGUUCCACGUCGGAUCUCUGUCGACCCUCCCGUCUAGGGACGUGUGCUCAGUGCCAAAUAGCCUCAGGUGUGUGUGUGUCUGCGUGUGGGCAUAUGUGUGCAGGUGUGAGUGGGUGGGUUGGCACGAAUGAGUGGGUCCAGCUGGCGCCGUGUGUGUUGGCACGUAUCCCGUCCUCCAUCCGCCUCAGACCGGGACUUCUUAGGGACUGCAAUUUUCAGGUAUGUAUUGUCGAAUGUCAUGUUUUCUCUCUCUCCCCUCUGCGUAAACAGCCCCCCUAGACAAAGUAACCCAAAGACGGGUCCAUCCAGCCCCCAGGCCUCCCCACCCUGACCACAGAAGCCGGCCGCCUGCGGCUCCGGGGGGAGAAGUGCCUUAACUCAGCCAGUCAGCACGGCUUUGUGCUGUGUUUCGCAGGAAUCCCGUGGAGACUUCCUCCCCACACCCCCAUCCCGAGGGCCCCCUGGGUGGGAUCCCGCCUAGAUCUCCGGCCCCCGAGGAAGCAGGGCUGUGGGCAGGGGACUAGGGGGGCUGGGACCCGGGGAGAGGUAGUACGACUUUUGAACCAGGUAGUCCGGCAGCGAUCGUCGGAACCAGGGAUCUGGUCCCUGACCUGGGCCGUUGUGCCGUUGACCUGUAUUCGGUGGUGACCCGUCCCUCUCUCCGCUCCUUCUCCCAUUCUAUGCACUCAAACGUAUGCCACCCACGUGCGUCCACACAAAACAACACGCCUCCCAGCUCUCCAUGCUCCCUUCGGCGGCCCACCCCUCAUCCCAGGUCCAAAUGCCUCCUCCAGCACCCCAACUUCUAUCUUUAGGGAAAAGUCUUUUCUGGAGCUGGGUUAAAAGUGGAGAUGUGACCCCUAGAUUUCUGCAGGAAAGGUUUCUACGUGCGGGGUGCGGAUUCUGUUUUCAAAUCUGAGAGCCAAAGUUGGGGGGUGGAGGUGUUCCCUUGAUCUUCCCCUGUAAGGAGACACCCCACCCUCCAAAUCUUUCCCCUCCUGGCUGAGUUCUUUUUCUCCACACUCUUGGAAGAGGACGGGGAAGUGUCCUGUGCCCUCCCACCCAAGGCCCUCUGAGAAAAGGCCAGGGUCAGGAAGUGACCCACCAGUUUGUAGGGGAAAACGGGGCCGGCGGUGUGGUGUGGUGUGGGGAUGGGCACGAACUCUUCAAAGAUCUGGCCGGAAAGGUCUCCUUCCUGCUUACUCCGGUAGUGGAGACGUGUAGCAGCCCUGGUUUUGAAGCUCAAGGAGCCCAGCUGUGCCCAGUUCCUGCCCCGUGGGGUGUAUGUUUGUGUGUAUGCGUGCGUCUGCGUGCACGCCGCGCGUGUGUCUGUCCAGCCAUGUGCGCACGUGUCUGUCUAGGGCGAUGGUCCAAAUUCCAUUUGUAACUCUUCCUCCUUCCUGAGAAGUGUCAGAGUCCUUUCCGAACUGUAAGUUGAGGAAAUCUAUUUACUUGCUGACUUGCUAUGUUGUAGCAAAAAAAAAUAGCGUAUGAACUGAAACGUCGACUUCGGUUUUCGAGGUCGGGGAGGGGGGCGGGGGGCGGGGGCGGGGGGAGACGGGGUCCCGUUUUCAUGCACGGCAACAAUGCAGCCCCGGGCCAAAGCCGCAGGGCCAAGCGGGAAGCUGGGCUUUUCUUCUCUGUAAUCGAAUUUGGGGGAAAAUGGUUGAAAUUUCACUGAGAUCUAUCCGAAAGGCCUUUGAGGUUAUGGUAUACGCAUCAUGACAAACUAGUCUUUUUUUUGUAUAAAUAAUAAAGUGUUUAAUAUGUAUUUCCCGAAAUAAAUGUUUCAAAUGCCA
Molecule: messenger RNA, 4172 nt
Organism: Tachyglossus aculeatus (Australian echidna)
Lineage: Eukaryota; Metazoa; Chordata; Mammalia; Monotremata; Tachyglossidae
Gene: SEPTIN9
Product: septin 9
Exons: 12
Coding region: 170-1972 (600 amino acids)
Biological process (GO): cytoskeleton-dependent cytokinesis
Cellular component (GO): cell division site; microtubule cytoskeleton; septin ring
Molecular function (GO): GTPase activity; molecular adaptor activity; GTP binding
Source: RefSeq, a predicted model, not a curated record